Molecule: messenger RNA, 2022 nt
Organism: Rhodamnia argentea
Lineage: Eukaryota; Viridiplantae; Streptophyta; Magnoliopsida; Myrtales; Myrtaceae
Product: solanesyl diphosphate synthase 1, chloroplastic-like
Exons: 6
Coding region: 408-1664 (418 amino acids)
Biological process (GO): isoprenoid biosynthetic process; plastoquinone biosynthetic process
Cellular component (GO): chloroplast
Molecular function (GO): prenyltransferase activity
Source: RefSeq, a predicted model, not a curated record
CUGCUUCCUGUCGCACGAAACUUGGGCAAAAGCAGACCGAACGCUACUGGCCGCACUUCAAAGUUGAGAGCUAGAUAAGAAACCUACGUCCCAUGUGGGCUUUCAGUAUCCACCCAAUAUUCACUCUUUCUUUCCCUUUUGUGAGGUUCUUUGUGAUUAUUAGAGCGGCAAAAAAAGGGAAAACAGAGCACCACGAGUCAGCUAAAGUUUGAAAUUUUUUCGUUUUCGGAUUCAUUGAACAUUGAACUCUUUUAGUGAGUUCAAUCAUUCUUGCGAUGAUUGUCUGCUUCCGGACCCUCUCUUCCCCGAGAUAUUGAGAAAUUUUUUUUUUGUCCCCAUUCAUUUUCUUGUGACUAUAAGUUUUGGUGAUAAAUUGCGGAGAUUUGAUUUAUCUCGGUUCGCUGAGGAUGAUGUCAAUGACAUGCCGUAACCUCCUGGACUUGGUUGCUUGUGGGUGUUCUUCAAAUGCUUCAUUCGACAGGUCGUCAGUGAGAAAGUAUGCGAACGCCGAUACGAGGAGCAGGAAUUGCGGAGACUUCGCCGCUCGGAGGUUGUUUUGCUUCCGUCGAGAUAUUGCCUCGUGUCGGGUUUCUUCAACCAAGGCCCCCAAUACUCUUCUUGAUGAUUCAGGUAUUGCUCAAAGUCCUUCGCAAGUGUUGGAUUUGAAGGAAGAGCCAAGAGGCCCCAUAUUACUCUCAAAUUCGUUUGAAGUUGUUGCUGAUGACUUGCAGACACUGAAUCAAAAUCUUCGAACGAUUGUAGGUGCAGAUAAUCCAGUUUUAAUGUCUGCUGCUGAUCAAAUAUUUGGGGCUGGUGGGAAGAGGAUGAGACCUGCUUUGGUCUUCCUUGUCUCUAGAGCCACAGCAGAAAUAAUGGGUCUGAAAGAACUUACGAGAGAGCACAGGCGUCUAGCAGAGAUAAUAGAGAUGAUCCAUACUGCAAGCUUGAUACAUGAUGAUGUGUUAGAUGACAGUGAUAUGCGAAGAGGGAAGGAAGCGGUUCACCAGCUUUACGGAACAAGGGUGGCAGUACUGGCCGGGGACUUCAUGUUUGCACAGUCAUCAUGGUAUCUUGCAAAUCUUGAGAAUCUCGAAGUCAUCAAACUCAUUAGCCAGGUUAUUAAGGAUUUUGCAAGUGGUGAAAUAAAGCAGGCAUCGAGCUUGUUCGACUGCGACACGCAUCUCGAAGAGUAUCUUAUCAAAAGCUACUAUAAGACAGCUUCCUUAAUUGCUGCCAGCACCAAGGGAGCUGCCAUUUUCAGUGGGGUGGAUAGCAACAUUACGGGGCAAAUGUAUGAAUACGGGAAGAACCUGGGCCUUUCAUUCCAAGUGGUCGAUGACAUAUUGGAUUUUACACAGUCGGCCGAGCAAUUGGGCAAACCGGCUGGAAGCGAUCUCGUGAAAGGAAACUUAACCGCGCCGGUUAUUUUCACUCUAGAGACGGAGCCAAAACUUAGAGAAAUCAUCGAAUCAGAGUUCUGCGAAACAGGUUCUCUUGACGAAGCGAUUCAGUUGGUCAAAAGCUGCGGCGGCAUAGAAAGAGCUCAACAAUUAGCAAAAGAAAAGGCUGAUCUCGCAGUCCAGAAUCUAAGAUGCCUUCCUCAAAGCGCCUUCAGGUUAGCCCUUGAGGACAUGGUGAUGUAUAAUCUCGAAAGGAUAGAUUAGCUGCCUAUGCCUAUAGGCCGAGCAAGCAAUUCUUUGGCUUACGUGAAGGUUGAAGGUUGAAGAUUGAAGCCUGCCAGUGAAACCGGCAUUUCCGGUGCAUCAAUAAGCAGGAGGACGAAAUGAGGGAAAGAUGCUGGUGGAUGGUUGUAUAUGUACAUGCAUGAUAGGCAUUGAGCUAUGACUUUUAGCUCUAAACAUUGUUCGUUCAAUUACAAUUUUCUCCUCAAAAGGAGGAUUAACAUUCGAAUACCGUUGUAUGAUAGAGUUCCAACAGGAUCAAUAAUGUAAUGCUGUAUAAUUCUUUUUCAUGAACUCACCAUGCAAAGCAAGCUAUUCACCUUUUCCUCUUUGGGGGUAA